Andrographis paniculata is the source of this 1260-nucleotide messenger RNA. Its product is annotated as Holliday junction resolvase MOC1, chloroplastic-like. Gene Ontology annotation, molecular function: crossover junction DNA endonuclease activity. The transcript has 6 exons. The coding region runs from base 43 to 915 and encodes 290 amino acids. The record is from RefSeq and is a predicted model, not a curated record. NCBI's taxonomy places the organism in Eukaryota, Viridiplantae, Streptophyta, Magnoliopsida, Lamiales, Acanthaceae.
UUUCUUGAUUCUUACACGAAUCCUUUGUUUCUUGAAAUAUUAAUGGAAAUUUUUGCGGGUGAGCGUAUCCAAAUCUUCCCUCCAAAACCCCAACGUUUGAUGAUAACCACUGUCUCCCCCAAGCUCUCUCCGCCGUUCCUCCGCCGCCUCACUCCCACAGCAUUCAAGCUCUUUACUGUCUCUGCAGCACCAGUUGCGCCGGAAACCGCUACAAUCUCGGAACCGUCGACGCGGAGCCCUGCAUCGCCGAAUGGAAGGAGGAGUAGAAAUGCGAAUUUAGAUGGAGAACAACUGAAAUUGAACUGGCUGAAGUCCCUCUCUUGCCCUACGGCAGAAAAUAGUGGAAAUCGAGAAUUGGAAGAUUCUGGAAGCGCCACUGCGGACUCCGGUUGGGUUAUCGGAAUAGAUCCGGAUCUUUCCGGAGCCUUGGCCGUUUUGAAGCCGGAUAAUUCUGCGGAGGUAUUUGAUUCCCCUCACUUGAAAAUACUGGUUGGAAAAAGAGUUAGGAAGCGCCUGGAUGUGAGAUCGAUCAUUCAGUUGCUUAAAACUGUUGAUGCUCCAAUGGGAACCACUGUAUAUUUAGAACAGUCGACUCCUUUUCCUCAAGAUGGUAAGCAGGGAUGGUGGAGUGGAGGAUUUGGAUAUGGACUUUGGAUUGGAAUCCUUGUUACCUCAGGAUAUACUGUUGUUCCCGUCCCGUCAUUCUUGUGGAAGGCUGAAUUCAAACUUUCAGGAAAUUGCUCGACCAAGGAUGAUAGCAGACAGCUCGCUUCCGAACUAUUUCCUGCUCUUUCGUCUUCCUUCAAACGGAAAAAAGACCAUGGUCGCGCCGAGGCGCUUCUCAUUGCAGCCUAUGGUCAACGACUAAAGGCUAACCGCGAAUCAUCGCCCAUCUUGGACUCUUUGAUUCCAUAGGAACGGAAGGGUUGUUAAAGAAGUCACCGUGCUAGGUAAGUUGAUAAUGGCCUGUCAAGGAGAAAAACAAGGUACAUUGUCCCCGGCAUUUGUAAAACAAUCAUUAUUGCAAAAUGCCUAGACAUUUGGAUUCAUCAAAGCUAUAACUAGGAAAUUCGCCAAGGACUUCUUGUAUGCUAAUUUUCUGCUCUGAGAUUUGGCAUAAAGCUCGGACCUCGUCUUCUCGGCAACAAGAUCACCCAGCUUCGUAUCGAUGAGAUCGCGAGAUAUCUCGAUAUAAUCAUAUCUAUGCACACUAUGAAAUCAUACUUGAUGGAAGCUAGGCUAGGAAUGAUUCUGAUUAUA